UGGCAUCAAUGGUGAUUCUUUCCACGAACACCUCUUUUCCCAUGCUUUUUCUCUUCUUAUUUAAAGACCCUUCCUCUCUACUUCUCUAUCUACCAUUUUCUGUCCACCCACGAACUCUCUCUACCUUCUAUUACUAGAAUUCAUUUUGAAAUGGCAGGAACCAGAGAAGUAGUUUUUCAAGAUUUCUUUCCAUUGAUGAUUGAAAGAUUAGGCUCCGAAGGAUUUAUCAGCGAGCUCUGCAAUGGGUUCCGUCUGCUCAUGGAUGUAGAGAAGGGUCUCAUCACAUUUGAGAGCUUGAAGAGAAACUUCAUGUUUUUGGGGUUGCAGGACUUAAGUGAUGAUGAGCUGUUCUGUAUGUUGAGGGAAGGGGAUUUAGAUGGAGAUGGGGCAUUGAAUCAGAUGGAGUUCUGUAUUCUCAUGUUUAGACUGAGCCCAGGUUUAAUGAAUGGAUCGAGAAGGUGGCUAGAAGAAGCUGUUGUCAAUGAGUUGUAAGCUGUAAUUUUAUAUGUCAAAAAGUUUAUAGAUUAACAAAUAUUGUCUUUCCUGUAAUUUGGUACAAUUGAGUGUGGAUCAGGUUCUAGAAUCAUUCUUGUACGAUUUGAUCCACACAGAUGGAAUUCAUUAUAGGAUUUUCCUUAUA
Macadamia integrifolia is the source of this 640-nucleotide messenger RNA. Its product is annotated as calcium-binding protein KRP1-like. Bases 151 to 492 code for a protein of 113 amino acids. The record is from RefSeq and is a predicted model, not a curated record. NCBI's taxonomy places the organism in Eukaryota, Viridiplantae, Streptophyta, Magnoliopsida, Proteales, Proteaceae. Gene Ontology annotation, molecular function: calcium ion binding. The transcript has a single exon.